GCCGUCUGCCGAGUAGGUAGUGUGCUUGUCGAGACAGUACGUCGAGGCAACCGGGACAGUAAGUCAACAAAGGAAAUGCCGCGCAUGUUUCUUUUCGUAUCGUCAUUUCUAACAGCGUCCACUGGAGCCGUGAAAUAUUCAUACAGCAGUUUGCAUGGCAUUAACGUCACCGUGCACUGUAUAAAUGGAUACUGUACAAAUACCAGUAAUAUCCACGAGGUCAUAUGUUGUCCAGAACUACCACUGAACCUGCACAUUACUACGUUUGAGAUUUUCGGCGUGUUCCUGGCCGUGGUGGUGUGUGUUGUGUUUGGUAUCUGCGCCUACAGAUGUUACAGAAAACGAGUCAAGGAUCGUCGCAACGGAACCACUGACAGCAGUCCCAACCAGCAAGUCACUGUCGUCAUGACAACGUCAGCUACGUCGCCACAACCAGUCGUGACUAUCCACCCGUAUUCCUCCCCACCUCCACCAUACCAGCAGGUCGUCUCUGGCUGUCCAGGAACGACAACUCCAUCUGUGGACUCUGGCGAUGACAAGUCCAACCAAGACGCCCAUACAAACAUUUAUGUCAUCCCACCGCCAUCAUACGAAGAAGUUGUGUCGGGUACGUUGCCUGGGUUGCUUGUUCUCAACAGAGGUUAACGAAAUACACGUGCCGAGGAUUAACGUGGACUUUCCAGCAGGAUAGCACGUUCCUUUAUCACUUGUUUUGCCAGCGGUGGAGUACUGCUAUUGCUCAUAAUACUCGGAAUUUCUGCUGUGUAUCUACUAGCAAAACUGCCUUCAUUACCAAGGAAAUAAUAUUUAGGUUAGAUAGCUAAUGUCAUUGUUGUGCAUGUGCGUGCUCAUACUCCGUUAUGUAGUCUUGGUCAACCGAAACAAGAAGAAGACAUUUUAUCACAUUUCAAAUUAGAGUUAUUUGGUGUCUGGCACGGUUAUUUCAACAUCGAUUGAUAAACACAUGGAGAUAUGUAUAGAUAAGAGAGAGAGAGAGAGAGAGAGAGAGAGAGAGAGAGAGAGAGAGAGAGAGAGAGAGAGAGAGAGAGAGAGAGAGAGAGAGAGAGAGAGAGAGAGAGAGAGAGAGAGAUGGAUUAAACUGUUGGCUGGUACAAUGUCCGAUAGACUAGGACUAUAAAUGGUACAUUGUCUUUCUUUCUUUCUUUUUUUCUUUUUUUUUUAAAGCAAUUUCUGAACUUCUAGUCGAAACGUAGUUUUCUGUCACUGUACGUCCGGUGUGUUCGUCUAUACCACUAGAACACAUUUAUUUAUUAAUCGUCGACUAUUGGAUGUCAAACAUUUGGUAAUUCGGACAUGUAUACCGUCUUAGAGAGGGAACCCGCUACAGUUUUUCCAUUAGUAGCAAGGGAUCUUUCAUACGCACUAUCCCGCAGACAGGAUAGCACUAUCCCGCAGACAGGAUAGCACAUACCAUGACCUUUGAUAUACCAGUCGUGGUGAACUGGCUGGAACGACAAAUAGCGAAAUUGGCCCAACGACCAGGAUCUUUCCUCGACCGUCCGCGCCUCGGGCGAGCGCUUUACCACUGGGCGCCCUCGUCUUUGGUUUUACAAACCUCUCAGAGCUUGCGUGAAUCGCUGGUCAAUAUAUACUUGAACAAUGUUUAGAAAUCAUAUCUGAUCAAAACUGACUCAGAUUUAUGUAACACUAACAAAACUGUCGAAAACGCCAAACUUGCCUUUAUUUCAUUUUGUUGAGUAUAUAUAACACCUGUGAUUAGAUUAGAUGUCUGACGACACCCCAGCACGAAAAAUACAUCGGCUAUUGGGUUUCAAACUAUGGUAUAAUAACACCUGUGAAAAAUACGCCAAUUUUUAUGUGUCUAACAACGUAUUAAAUAUUAUUAUAUUGUACAUAUGUGUAUUUAUUAAUAACAAGAAAUAAUAUAAAGAGGAGUGAAUCUAUAUUAAAAUAAUCCAAGCCAG
Messenger RNA from Gigantopelta aegis, 1946 nucleotides. RefSeq lists its product as uncharacterized. The coding region runs from base 76 to 645 and encodes 189 amino acids. The transcript has 4 exons. The record is from RefSeq and is a predicted model, not a curated record. Lineage: Eukaryota; Metazoa; Mollusca; Gastropoda; Neomphalida; Peltospiridae.